This is a messenger RNA of Oncorhynchus keta (chum salmon), 1716 nucleotides long. RefSeq names its product probable global transcription activator SNF2L2. The record is from RefSeq and is a predicted model, not a curated record. The transcript is spliced from 7 exons. Gene Ontology annotation, cellular component: RSC-type complex. Gene Ontology annotation, biological process: chromatin remodeling. NCBI's taxonomy places the organism in Eukaryota, Metazoa, Chordata, Actinopteri, Salmoniformes, Salmonidae. Gene Ontology annotation, molecular function: protein binding. The coding region runs from base 159 to 1106 and encodes 315 amino acids.
AGGUCCAACCAAGAGGUUUUUCUUUUUCCUAUUUAAUCGCCCCUGUUGCCAUGGUGAGGGCAGGACCAUGAGGGAUUAUUACCACAAAAAAAUGUAAUUUCAAGAUGGAGCAAUAAUAAGACCAUUAGCCUGAAGUGGCGUAUUGGCUGAAUGAUGUCAUGUUCUAUGCAGGACAGACACAGACAGUAUGCCUGAACAUGGCUAGAAUAGCAGGAAAUUCCUGGGACUCGAGGACAAUGAGUAGGAUGAAGAUCAUGCAGAAAAAUCUGAUGAAGAGGCUAGCAGCUCGCCGCUAUGCUGGUUUGCUAAUUCUCUCCCCUCCAGCUGCAGCCGCAGCCCAUCCAGCUACAACCCAUUCUGAUCCACAGAGUCAGACUGCAGACUGCAGCCAGAACGGGGCCUUGGAGGACAUGGAGGAGGACAUCAGCCUAAAGAAACGGAAAGGUGAUCACCAUGGCGACAAAGACUCUGAGUCCCGAGACUCCGGCCAGGAGGCUGGAGGUGAAAAGGUCAAGAAACGCCGAGGUCGACCUCCGGCAAAGAAACUGCCCCCCAACCCUCCCGAGCUCACCAAGCAGCUUAACACACUGGUGGACAUGGUUAUCAACUACAAAGACGGGUUGGGCCGUCAGAUCAGCAAAGGCUUUGUCCAGCUGCCUUCUAGGAAGGAGGUGCCAGAGUACUACGAGUUGAUCCGCAAGCCUGUGGACUUCAGGAGGAUCAGGGAGCGUGUGCGCAAUCACAAGUACCGGAGUGUGGGAGAUCUGGAGAAGGACAUCAUACUGCUGUGUCACAAUGCCCAGACCUUCAACUUGGAGGGAUCUCAGAUAUUUGAGGACUCAAUCGUUCUCAAGUCUGUUUUUGAGAGUGCACGACAGAGGAUCGUCAUUGACGAUGAGGAGAAAAAGGACAGCACUGCCAUCUGUGACGAUGGAGGUCGAGACAAUCACUUUGGUUCAUCAGAAGUGAAAACGGUGACAAAGCAGGUGAAACAGAGGAUGAAGAAAGAAGAGCGGAGCAGAAAGAUGAAGGUCAAGAAGACAGUCUACAGUGAUGUAGACAGCGAUGAGGAUCUGGAGGACAAUACAGCUAAAGAUGAGGGUUGACCUGGAGGACCAAUGCUCAUUAAUUUAUCCUCUUUCUUUCUCUCCGCUGUCACUGUUUUUGCAAUGCAGCUUAUUAGUUCUCACCUUGAUAAAGAUUUGUCUCAUCUCAAGUCAAGAAGGCUACUCAAAGAAAGGAAUUUACAUACCUAAUGAUGUUGGUCCUCAAGUAAUUCAUGCAGCCUUAAACUUUCAUGUCUCUUUACUAUUAUUUUGCCUUUUUGUUCUUUGGGAUUUUAUGGUGUUGCUCUCUUGGUCCUCAUAUUGAAGCUAUUGUGUGUAUCCUUAAUGCUUAACCGGAGGUUAUCUCCACCCUCUUUUUUCAUUAAUUGUUUUUGUAUUUGAAAAUAUUAUUACUGUAUGUGUGAAAUGCCUUCAUACGUCUUGGAGCAUGAUGAUGUAUUUCUGCUAAGACGGAGACCGCCCUCAGAGAGUGGCGCAUGUUGAUGACAUCAAUAUAUGUUGUGUUACAGGUGUGGGAGAUGGCAGAAAAUGGUUGGUCAGUUCUUCAAUAUGACUAGGAUGGACACUACUGGAUUGUUUCAAAUCUCAAAAUGUGUGGAUUUAAAAUGAAAUAUGAUUCUGUAAUAAAACUCCAAAUGGGAGAAUUGUA